This is a messenger RNA of Arachis ipaensis, 1449 nucleotides long. The record is from RefSeq and is a predicted model, not a curated record. NCBI's taxonomy places the organism in Eukaryota, Viridiplantae, Streptophyta, Magnoliopsida, Fabales, Fabaceae.
AUGAGUUUUGCAUCAUGGAAUGUUAGGGGGUUGGCGGGGAUUGGCAAGUUAAGUAUGAUUAAAGCCUUUAGGAAGAAGUUCAAUUUGCAUAUGCUUGGGUUGGUAGAGACAAAAAAAGAGAUGGUAAAUAGAUUUGAUGUUAUGCAGCUGUGGGGUAAUGAUGGGGCCGGGUGGGAGUUUGUGGAAGCGGAAGGGGCGUCUGGAGGGUUGUUGUUGAUGUGGGAUACGACAGUGUUUAAAUUAAGUAACUGUUAUAAGGGUGGUAGAUGGUUAUGUGUGGAUGGAGUGAUGUUAAAAAAUAAUUUUCGGUGUGCGUUUUGCUUAGUGUAUGGUGAGCAUGAUCGAGAGAGUAAGCUCGUCAUGUGGGAAGAGUUGAGUUUCUUGUCAGGCUUAUGCCAAGUCCCUCUUUGUUUUUUGGGUGACUUUAAUGAGAUUGUUCAAGUGGAGGAAAGGCGAGGAUCUAUGUCGUUGCCGAGAUCUGCAGUAGAGUUUAAGUCUUGGAUUCACGAUAUGGAGCUCGUGGACCUAGCUUUAUCUGAUCGUCAGUUUACUUGGUUCAGAGGUCAGUCAUGUAGUAGACUUGAUAGAGUCCUGGUUAGUCUGGAGUGGUUAGAAGAGUUUCCUGAAACAAGAUUACGAGGAGGCCCAAGAGGUUUGUCAGACCAUUGCCCUAUAAUUAUGAAUGUAACAAGAUUGGGAUGGGGGCCAAGACCUUUUCGAAGCCUGGAUGCGUGGUUUACUCAUGAGGGAUUUUUGAGAAUGGUAAAGGAGGAGUGGAGAUGCCUAGGGGAGAUGCAGUUGAUGGACAAGUUGAAGGCAUUGGCGCGUCCACUGGGCAGGUGGCAUAGAGAGAACUUUGGCAAUUUGGAUAGGAGGAUAAAUAAUUUUGAGGAGGAGAUCCGGAAAGUUGAUGAUUUGGUGAGCAUUGGAGUUCAUGAUGGUACCAUGGAGGCUAGAAGAAAGGCACUUGUGAGCGCUUGCAAAGUAUGGUAUGUCAGGAAGGAAAUGCAUUGGAAGCAGAUGUCACGAUCCAGGCAUGCUAAGGAGAUGGAUAAAAAUACUAGAUACUUCCACAACUUAGCCUCGGCUCGGAGAAGGAGUAAUCGGAUUGAUGCCUUAAGAAUCCAUGGACGCUUAGUGCGGAAUCCAGCUCGAAUCAAGAUUGCUAUACGGGACUUCUAUAAGGAGCUGUAUCACCAGGAGAAGUCACCAAAUAUUGGAUUUCGGGAAGGCCUGGUAAGGAGAAUAAAUGGGGACGAGGCAACAGAACUGGAACAGAUACCGAGUGCGGAAGAAGUAAAAUCUGCAGUGUGGUACUGUGUUGGGCAGAAGUUGGGAGGGAAUUCACGGAUGCAGUGUUGGGGUUCUUCCAUUCAGCAGUACUACCGGCGGGGUCAAAUGUCACGUGGGUGGCGCUGGCACCAAAAUUUGUUGGAGCUACAGAAAUAA